Molecule: messenger RNA, 2606 nt
Organism: Manis javanica (Malayan pangolin)
Lineage: Eukaryota; Metazoa; Chordata; Mammalia; Pholidota; Manidae
Source: RefSeq, a predicted model, not a curated record
CUCCUCCUCCUCCCUAAGUGUGCAGACAGCAUCGCAUCACCUGGUUUGCCUCUGAGAAACAGCAUCUCUCCUUUUCAGGGACCAGAGACUCGGGGAGAGGAGACAUCUAAUGGAGUCGGCUUGAUACCCCAAAAUAAAAUAAUAAAUUUUGGCUCUCGUCCCCUCCUCCCACCCCCACCCCCUCAGCCCUGUGUGAGAUGUUGGGUUUCUUCUUGAGACAUUGUUGAGGAGUCGCAGUGGUUGGACAGGCGCAGGGGGGAGACUACCUCUACUCCCUCCUCCCCACCUUUUUUCUCUCUGGGAGGAGGAGGAGGGGAAGGGGGCUUGCAGAGCAAGCGAUGGAUGAGGAAAACAUGACGAAAAGCGAGGAGCAGCAGCCUCUGAGUUUGCAAAAAGCCUUACAGCAGUGCGAGUUGGUCCAAAACAUGAUAGACCUGAGCAUCUCCAACCUGGAAGGGCUUAGGACCAAAUGUGCCGCCUCCAACGACCUCACACAAAAAGAGAUCCGGACCCUGGAGAGCAAGCUGGUGAAGUACUUCAGUCGUCAGCUGUCUUGCAAGAAGAAGGUGGCCCUGCAGGAACGCAACGCGGAGCUGGAUGGCUUCCCCCAGCUCCGGCACUGGUUCCGGGUCGUGGACGUGCGCAAGGAAGUCCUGGAGGAAAUCACCCCUGGCCAGCUGAGCCUGGAGGACCUCCUGGAGAUGACGGAUGAGCAGGUGUGUGAGACCGUGGAGAAAUACGGAGUCAACCGGGAGGAGUGUGCCCGCCUCAAUGCCUCCCUCUCCUGCCUUCGGAAUGUGCACAUGUCAGGAGGCAACCUUUCCAAACAAGACUGGACCAUCCAGUGGCCCACCACGGAGACGGGCAAGGAGAACAAUCCUGUGUGCCCCCCAGAGCCGACUCUGUGGAUCCGCACCCACCUCUCCCAGAGCCCUAGGGUCCAGUCCAAGUGUGCCCAGCACUACUGUCACACCAGCCCCACCCCCGGGGCCCCCGUGUAUACCCAUGUGGACAGGCUCACCGUGGACUCCUACCCAGGCCUGUGCCCACCACUGCCACUGGAGUCAGGCCACCGUUCCCUGCCCCCGUCGCCCCGGCAGCGGCAUGCAGUCCGCACCCCGCCACGUACUCCCAAUAUCGUCACCACCGUGACCCCGCCUGGCACACCACCCAUCAGGAGGAAGAACAAGCUGAAGCCCCCUGGGACCCCACCACCCUCCUCCCGAAAGCUGAUCCACUUGAUUCCGGGUUUCACAGCCCUGCAUCGGAGCAAGUCCCAUGAAUUCCAGCUGGGUCACCGUAUAGAAGAGGCCCACACGCCCAAAGCCAAGAAGAAAAGCAAACCCUUGAACCUUAAGAUCCACAGCAGCGUGGGCAGCUGUGAGAACAUUCCUGCACAGCAGCGCUCUCCGCUCCUCUCCGAGCGCUCCCUCCGCUCCUUCUUUGUGGGACAAGCGCCUUUCCUGCCCUCCACUCCCCCCGUCCACUCCGAGGCCAACUUCUCUGCAAACACACUGUCAGUGCCGCGCUGGUCCCCACAGAUCCCUCGCAGAGACCUCGGCAACUCCAUCAAGCACAGGUUUUCCACCAAGUACUGGAUGUCUCAAACAUGCACAGUCUGUGGGAAAGGAAUGCUUUUUGGCCUCAAGUGUAAAAACUGCAAGUUAAAGUGCCACAACAAAUGUACCAAAGAAGCCCCACCCUGUCACCUCCUGAUCAUCCAACGAGGAGCAAGGUUAGUCCGAACAGAGUCCGUCCCCUGUGACAUCAACAACCCUCUGCGGAAGCCACCCCGGUAUUCAGACCUGCACAUCAGUCAGACGCUCCCCAAAACCAACAAAAUCAGCAAGGACCACAUCCCCGUCCCUUACCAGCCCGACUCGAGCAGCAACCCCUCCUCCACGACGUCCUCCACACCCUCCUCACCAGCACCCCCGCUCCCUCCCAGUGCCACACCACCUUCUCCACUCCACCCUUCCCCACAGUGCACGAGGCAGCAGAAGAACUUCAACCUGCCAGCAUCCCACUACUACAAAUACAAGCAGCAGUUCAUCUUUCCAGAUGUGGUACCAGUACCAGAGACACCAACCCGGGCGCCCCAGGUCAUUCUGCAUCCAGUGACCUCGAAUCCAAUCUUGGAAGGAAAUCCGUUACUUCAGAUUGAAGUGGAGCCAACCUCAGAGAAUGAAGAGGGCCACGAUGAGGCCGAGGAAUCAGAGGAUGACUUUGAGGAGAUGAACCUGUCCCUCCUGUCGGCCCGGAGCUUCCCACGCAAGGCCAGCCAGACCAGCAUCUUCCUCCAGGAGUGGGACAUCCCGUUUGAGCAGCUGGAGGUCGGUGAGCUCAUCGGCAAGGGCCGCUUCGGGCAGGUGUACCACGGCCGCUGGCACGGAGAGGUGGCCAUCCGGCUGAUUGACAUCGAGAGGGAUAAUGAGGAGCAGCUGAAGGCCUUCAAGCGGGAGGUGAUGGCCUACAGGCAGACGCGGCAUGAGAAUGUCGUGCUCUUCAUGGGCGCCUGCAUGAGCCCGCCCCACCUGGCCAUCAUCACCAGGUCAGUCCUGCCCAGGCUUCCCACCCGGGCAUUCAUUUCGGUGCUGUGCUUCUAG